AUGAACUCUGGGGUGCCCUCCAUGCCCAUGGGCAGUCCAGUGGGCCCCAAUGAUGGCGUUUCUGCAGUGCCAAAUGACUCGAAUCUUACCCCGAACCAGCUUACCGCCUUGCGCUAUCAAAUUUUGGCCUAUAAGCUUAUAUCCAAGAACGUCCCCCUCCCGCCUCACUUGCAGCAAGCCGUGCUGUCUUCGUUAAACGAUCCAUCACAACAGCAACAGCUCCAGCAAGACGUUGGCGCCUUAUCACGCUCCACCACCGGUGUCGCAUUAACUCCCACUGCCGAUAGCAGCGUGCCAACAACACCCGCCUCACCAGCUACUGUUCCUGGCGCAAACACCCCACAACCGAAGCUGACCGAAGCACCCACAGAUCCAACAGAUCCGCAAUACAAUGCUUACGCUUCGCCUUACAACUUGCUCAAGAAACCAAUCUCGUCUUAUGCUCAUGCAUCACGACAGCAACGAUUGCUCAUUCCUAGCAUCACUCCUACCGGCAUGGAUCCACACAGCAUGAUCACUGAACGCGAACGACGGAUCCGCACCCGCAUCCAGUACCGCAUUGCCGAAUUGGAAAAGAUGCCGAGCAACUUGUCGAUGAAUCUGCCAAACACGCUUGCCGUGGGCAGAAACGCCAAGGACAAUGCACCUAGCACAAAGCUAAAGGCAGUCAUCGAACUGAAGGCGUUGCGCUUACUUAAUCGACAAAAACGAUUACGUCAAGAGAUCACUGGAGGCAUGAUCCGCUCCACAACACUCGCCACAUCAGCCGAUCGUCUAUCCUACCGUCGCAUGAAGAAACAGUCCUUGCGUGAAGCACGAAUGACCGAGAAAGUCGAACGUCAACAGCGUCUCGACCGCGAUCGGCGCGAAAAGCAAAAGCAACUCGAUUAUCUGCAAACCAUCUGCGACCAUGGCCGGAACCUGGUUGCUGCGCACAAGGGAUGGCAGGCCAAGCAAUCCAAGCUGGGUCGUGCUGUUAUUCAAUUCCAUCAACACGUCGAAAAGGAAGAACAAAAGAAGGCCGAGCGUUUGUCCAAGGAGCGUAUCCGUGCUUUGAAGGCAGAUGAUGAAGAGGCGUACAUGAAGCUGAUUGAUGAGGCCAAGGAUACUCGCUUGACCCAACUUUUGCGUCAAACCGGCAUGUUUUUGGAAUCCCUCACUCGAUCUGUUGCCGACCAGCAAGCCGAUGCCGCCUACUUUAACGAAAUACCGGCUCAACAACCUGAGGAUGAUAAUGAUGCUGAUGCUAAGCAGCAAGCCGACUAUUUCCAAGUCACUCACCGUAUCAAAGAAGAGGUGUGCCAGCCAUCCAUCCUUGUCGGUGGUACACUGAAAGAAUAUCAGCUCAAGGGCUUACAAUGGAUGGUAUCGCUAUACAACAACCACCUCAACGGCAUUCUUGCAGACGAAAUGGGUCUUGGUAAAACCAUCCAGACAAUCAGUUUAAUCACAUACCUGAUCGAAAAGAAACGCCAGAAUGGCCCUUACCUCAUCAUCGUGCCAUUAUCAACAUUGACUAACUGGGCUUUGGAAUUCGACAAAUGGGCACCUGCAAUCAAGAUUAUCGUAUACAAAGGACAUCCAACUGCACGAAAAGUGCUACAAGCGGAUAUUAGACAGGGCGACUUCCAGGUUCUGCUUACCACUUUCGAAUAUAUUAUCAAGGAUCGCCCCUUGCUGAGCAAAGUCCGCUGGCUCCACAUGAUCAUUGAUGAAGGACAUCGUAUGAAGAACGCCAAUUCUAAGCUUGUCCAAGUAUUGCGCCAAUAUUACCACACUCGAUAUCGACUGAUUUUGACGGGCACGCCUUUACAGAACAAUUUGCCAGAAUUAUGGGCGUUACUGAACUUUGUCUUGCCCAAGAUUUUCAAGAGCGUCAAGAGUUUCGAAGAGUGGUUCAAUACACCUUUCAACAACCAAGGCGUGUCAGACAAGGUUGGUCUGAACGAAGAAGAGCAACUUUUGAUUAUCAAGCGUCUGCAUAAAGUUCUGCGUCCAUUCUUGCUCCGACGUUUGAAGAAAGAUGUCGAAUCCGAAUUACCUGACAAGGUAGAGCGUGUCAUCAAGUGCAAGUUCUCUGCCCUCCAGCUCAAGCUUUACUCGCAAAUGAAAAAAAGCGGUAUUCUGUACACUUCUUCUGGCGAAAAGGGUCGUACUGGUAUCAAGGGCUUGAACAACACGAUUAUGCAGCUUCGAAAAAUUUGUAACCAUCCCUUCGUUUUUGAAGAGGUUGAAAAUACAAUCAACCCCUUGCGACAAUCGAAUGAAGUCUUGUAUCGCACUGCGGGCAAGUUUGAAUUACUGGACCGUAUGCUUCCAAAACUCAAGAAAACUGGCCAUAGGGUGCUUAUCUUCUUCCAAAUGACACAAAUUAUGACGAUCAUGGAAGACUUUUUGAACUAUCGUGGCUUCCAAUAUCUUCGACUCGAUGGUUCCACAAAGUCUGAUGAUCGAUCUGAUUUGCUCAAACGAUUCAACUCUCCUGAUUCCCCUUACUUUGUAUUUUUACUGAGUACUCGUGCUGGUGGUCUUGGUCUGAACUUGCAGGCUGCUGAUACUGUUAUUAUCUUUGAUUCUGACUGGAACCCGCAUCAAGAUCUUCAAGCUCAGGAUCGUGCACAUCGUAUCGGUCAAACCAAAGAAGUCCGUAUUUUCCGUCUGAUCUCUGCCAACUCAAUCGAAGAGAACAUCUUAGCUAGAGCCAACUACAAGCUGGAUAUUGAUGGCAAGGUCAUUCAGGCCGGUAAAUUCGAUAAUCGAAGUACAGAAGAAGAUCGUGAAGCAUUCCUGCGUUCUUUGCUCGAAGACAAAAGCAACGAACAAGAUGAGGAAGAAGAUGACGACAUUGAUGACGAGGAACUCAACGCGAUGCUACAACGCUCGGAUCAAGAACUAGUUACAUUUAACCAGCUGGAUAGCGAACGUCGCCGUGAAGAAAACGAGAUGCGAAGACGCGUGGGCAACCGCAACAAGAAAUACGAGCGUCUAAUGCAAGAAGACGAAUUACCAGAUAUUUAUCGAUACGAAGAGCUGCCAGAAGAUCAAAUGGCUUCCGAGCUUGAGUACGGUCGUGGUCAACGUUCAAGAGAUGCUAUUCAUUAUGAUGAUGGUUUGACUGAAGAACAAUGGCUUAAUGCACUUGAAGACGACGAUGUGGAUCUAGACGAGCUGAUUGCUAAGAAAGCUGCACGACGACAAAAGCGCUUGGAGAAACAAGCAGCUCUUGAACGUGGUGAGGAAGAUGUAGCCAGUGAUUCCGGUGGACGUCGUAAACGCCGUGGUACAGCCUCAGCUGCCGAAGAUGAAGGAAACGCAAAGAAACGAGGUCGUCCAAAGAAACUAGAUGAGAUCAUUCCUGAACGGCGGAAGAAGCAAAGGCCUUCAGCUACUGGAGUAGAAGAGACCCUUGAACCCCACGUACGACAAGAAGUGACACGCGUUUUUGAAGGAUGUUACAAGGCAGUUGAAGAUUCAGUAGAAGAAGAUGAGGAUGGCACGGUCCGCGAACGAUGUGAACUGUUUAUGGAUUUGGUCAGCAAAAGAGAUUAUCCUUUAUACUACAAGCUGAUCAAGCGACCCAUAUCCAUGAACAUGAUCAAAAAACGUAUUCGCUCCCCUUACUACAAGACUAUAUAUCAGUUCCGCGAUGACUUUAAACUGAUGUUUGACAACGCGCGAACGUUUAAUGAAGAAGGCUCUAUUGUGUAUGAAGAUGCGAAUGAAUUGGAGAAAAUCUUUAACGAAAAAUUUGAGCAGCUUUGCUUAAAUGGCGGUGCACAAGGCUUACCAAGAGACGCAGAUGCUCCAGGCGUGAAUGGACAUCGAUAA
Messenger RNA from Zychaea mexicana, 3828 nucleotides. Its product is annotated as SNF2 family N-terminal domain-containing protein. The record is from RefSeq and is a predicted model, not a curated record. Gene Ontology annotation, molecular function: DNA binding; histone binding; ATP binding. Gene Ontology annotation, biological process: positive regulation of transcription by RNA polymerase II. The transcript has 15 exons. Gene Ontology annotation, cellular component: nucleus. NCBI's taxonomy places the organism in Eukaryota, Fungi, Mucoromycota, Mucoromycetes, Mucorales, Lichtheimiaceae. The coding region runs from base 1 to 3828 and encodes 1275 amino acids.